CCCGGAUGUGGCUGCGGCGGCACUCCUCCCCCGCUCGCCUCAGACUCGGGCUACGCGCCUCGCUCCGCUCCCUCUCCGGCUCGCUCGCGGCCCGCAGGCCCCUAGGCGCGGCUGGAGGCGCCUCGGCGGCGGCGCAGGGCUGCGCAGGAGUGGGCGGCCAGGCGACCGCGCGGCGGCGGAGCGGGCGGGGCUCGGCGCUGGUUCCCCGCGCCUGGCGCGCCCCGGCCGCCGCCAUGAGCGGCUCGUCCGGCACCCCGUAUCUGGGCAGCAAGAUCAGCCUCAUCUCCAAGGCGCAGAUCCGCUACGAGGGCAUUCUCUACACCAUCGACACCGACAAUUCCACCGUGGCGCUCGCCAAAGUGAGGUCCUUUGGUACUGAAGACCGUCCCACAGAUAGGCCUGCUCCCCCAAGAGAGGAAAUUUAUGAGUACAUCAUUUUCCGGGGAAGUGAUAUCAAAGAUAUUACUGUGUGUGAACCUCCAAAAGCUCAACACACACUCCCUCAAGAUCCUGCUAUUGUUCAGUCCUCCCUGGGCUCUGCCUCCGCCUCGCCCUUCCAGCCACAUGUGCCUUACAGCCCCUUCAGAGGGAUGCCACCGUAUGGCCAGCUGGCAGCCAGCUCCCUGCUCAGCCAGCAGUAUGCCGCUUCCUUAGGUCUAGAGAAGUUGAUAAGCCCUCCAGCCUCAGCCGCUGCUUCCAGCCCUAGUUCCUCUCCAUCUCCACAGCCUGUUUCAGAGCUUGACAUGUCCUCAGAGCCACCUCAGCUCACUUCCAAGGGAGCUGGUUUUCCAUCUACCCCAGUCGGCAAGAGCCCCAUGGUGGAGCAGGCUGUCCAGACUAGUUCUGCUGAUAACUUGAAUGCUAAGAAACUGGUACCCAGCAAGGUCACCUCGGGGACACAGCUCAAUGGUCGCCAGGCUCAGCCAAGCAGCAAGAUUGCCAGUGAUGUAGUCCAGCCGGCACCUGUGCACACUCAAGGGCAGGUGAAUGAUGAGAACAGAAGACCUCCACGGAGGCGGUCAGGCAAUCGGCGAACAAGAAAUCGUUCCAGAGGGCAAAACCGUCCAACUAAUGUUAAGGAAAACACAAUCAAGUUUGAAGGUGACUUUGAUUUUGAGAGUGCAAAUGCCCAGUUCAACCGAGAAGAGCUUGAUAAAGAAUUUAAGAAGAAACUGAAUUUUAAAGAUGACAAAGCUGAGAAGGGGGAAGAGAAGGACCCAGCUGUGAUGACCCAGAGUGAAGAGACUCCUGCUGAGGAAGAUCUUCUGGGGCCCAACUGUUACUAUGACAAAUCCAAGUCCUUCUUUGAUAACAUUUCUUCUGAACUCAAAACAAGUUCUAGGCGGACAACAUGGGCUGAAGAGAGGAAGCUGAACACUGAGACCUUUGGGGUGUCUGGGAGGUUCCUUCGUGGCCGCAGUUCACGUGGUGGAUUCCGAGGAGGCAGAGGCAAUGGGACAACACGGCGCAACCCCACUUCCCACCGAGCUGGGACUGGCCGGGUGUAAGGGUGCAGUAAAAGGUCUUGAAGAGGCACAGAGAUGCUGCUCUGAAGAUAAGGACAGAAAGAAACGCUACACUCACCUGGAGAAGUGAUCUUGUUUACCAAGUCUGGAUGCCCUUAUACUGCUACUUAGCUUUGGACUCAACCUAAACUUGGACGUGGUCUGAUUAGAACCACUGGUUUUGUGGGGAAGUGUUUGUAGGUGACCUCGUGAAGGUAUCUUGACCUACAUUUUCUUCUUGGUUGCACACAGCCUAAUUGUAAGGUUUUGGUAUUUUGCAAAAGGUUUCUUAUAGGCAAAGGCUCAAUCCUCCACUUUCUAACCUUUUUUUUUUUUUUUUUUAAAUGACAGCUUUGACUCUUAAAACAGAACCAAAUUUUAUUUGGCACAUGUGGUGUCCAAAUGUGUCUUUGCAACCCAUCUGGCCCCUGGUGCUGCUGGCCUGGUGCCCCAACUGCUAAAAGUGGGAAGUCUCAGGAGCCAGGCAGGGCCAGCACAGGGUGAACCAGUCAUAUUGGGGUGGGAGGGCCAAGGGCAGGGAAGGGGGGGUGGCGUGUUUCAUGGAUCAUGUUGUGUAAUGAACCAGUAAUGUUCAGUGUUGGAGGCUGACAGAGGAUGAGUAAAGAAGUAGGAAGGGCCCCUUGAGUGGCAUGUAGAGCCCAGCUUCCACAGGUACUUGAGGCUUAGUGUUGAAGUCUAAGAUAAGCCAGUGUGGUAUGCCCUACCUUCCUGUCCUUGUCGGCCUCUGGCUGCACUUAAGUGUUCUCAUCCACUUUGAAAUGAGCCAGUCUUUUUUUUUUUUAAGGUCACUGGCCUUACUUCCUCGAUUGUAAAUGGUUCUUGUGUGUUAUUUUGAAGGUGGUGGAGGGAGGGGGGUACAUAAAUUCGCUGCAUGAGUAAAUGGGUCAGACUUUCUGUAUAAGCAUGCAUCCUCUUGACUGACAGGGCGUUUUGUUAAAAUAAGCACCUUGACAACCAAAACCCCUUCAAAAUAGCUACAAAGCUUUAGUUCUGUAUUGAUGAAGUCACAUUGCAAAAGCUUGGGUUUAUUUUUGUAGGACUUCAUAGCUGAGACUAGAACAUAGCAUUGGGGCUACUGUUGGGGUAAUGCAAACUCUAAAUAAACAUUCAAACCUUCAAA
Onychomys torridus (southern grasshopper mouse) is the source of this 2646-nucleotide messenger RNA. RefSeq names its product LSM family member 14B (gene Lsm14b). The coding region runs from base 6 to 1508 and encodes 500 amino acids. The record is from RefSeq and is a predicted model, not a curated record. Gene Ontology annotation, molecular function: mRNA binding. The transcript has 10 exons. Lineage: Eukaryota; Metazoa; Chordata; Mammalia; Rodentia; Cricetidae.